This is a messenger RNA of Megalops cyprinoides (Indo-Pacific tarpon), 1979 nucleotides long. RefSeq names its product ALG1 chitobiosyldiphosphodolichol beta-mannosyltransferase (gene alg1). NCBI's taxonomy places the organism in Eukaryota, Metazoa, Chordata, Actinopteri, Elopiformes, Megalopidae. Gene Ontology annotation, cellular component: endoplasmic reticulum. Gene Ontology annotation, molecular function: mannosyltransferase activity. The transcript is spliced from 13 exons. The record is from RefSeq and is a predicted model, not a curated record. Bases 1 to 1470 code for a protein of 489 amino acids.
AUGGCGGAUGCUUGGGUUGCUGUGUUUGUAGUUUUAGUGCUUGUCACAGGAUUUGUGUCCAGUUUCUUUGUAACACAGUUCGGUUUAAUUUUUGCAGUCCUCCCGGUUAUCGCAGUUGCGUGCGUAUACCUGCAAACACGGAGGGCACGUAACAGUCACGCGAACCGUAAUGUGUGCGUUCUGGUGUUGGGAGAUAUUGGACGCAGUCCGCGUAUGCAGUAUCACGCUAUCUCCCUCAGCAAGCACGGAUACAGCGUUUCCUUUGUCGGAUAUCUUGGUACCAAACCCCACCAGGAUAUUCUUGGAAAUGAGAGAAUAAAGAUUAUUCCAAUUUCGGAAUUGAAAGGGCUCACAGCUGGUCCCAAGAUCCUUAGAUAUAUUACAAAGGUGAUUUUACAAUCACUGCAGCUUUUCUACGUGCUGCUGAAGAUUGAAGCUCCGUCUUAUGCUCUCAUGCAGAAUCCCCCCGGUUUGCCCGGCAUCGCAGUGACGUGGUCAGUGUGCGUGCUGCGGGGGAGCAGCUUCAUCAUCGACUGGCACAAUUACGGGUACACCAUCAUGGCGCUCACCCACGGAGAGAAGCACCCUAUCGUCCAGGUCGCCAAGUGGUAUGAGAGGUUCUAUGGCCGCUUUUCGAGUCACAACCUGUGCGUCACCAAUGCCAUGAAAGACGACCUGAGGACGAACUGGGGAAUUAGGGCAACAACAUUGUAUGACAAGCCCCCCUUGCUAUUUAAGGAGGCCCCCCUGGACAUCCAGCACAGUUUAUUCAUGAAAAUGAAAAAAGUACAUCCUCCAUUUCAGCCACGGGGCGAGUCCCACACAGAGGACGUGGAGUGGACGGCCUUCACAAAGCGUGACUGCACCACGGGUGCCAUAACCCUCGUCGAAGGACGCCCUGCCUUGUUGCUAAGCAGCACCAGCUGGACAGAGGAUGAGGAUUUUUCCAUUCUGCUGAAGGCACUUGAGGAUUACGAACGGUUUGUAGAGGGUGGGGCCACCCUGCCAUCACUGGUCUGUGUAAUCACAGGCAAAGGUCCACAGAAAGAGUACUACAGAAAACUGAUCGACAGAUUGAGCUUCAAACACAUACAGAUCUGCACGCCCUGGUUGGAAGCUGAGGACUACCCAGUCUUGCUUGGUUCGGCCGAUCUCGGGGUCUGCUUGCACAAGUCCUCCAGUGGCCUUGACCUGCCCAUGAAGGUGGUGGACAUGUUCGGCUGCUGCCUGCCAGUCUGUGCCAUACAUUUCCAAUGUUUGCACGAGCUGGUGAAACAUGAGGAGAACGGGCUGAUAUUCAAGGAUUCCCAGGAGCUGGCUGAACAACUGGAGAUGCUGCUUUCAGACUUCCCCAGCUCAGAGGGCAGGAUGGGUCAUUUCAGGAAGAACCUGCGGUCCAGCGGCCAGCAGCGGUGGGACGAGAGCUGGGACCAGACCGUGCUCCCUCUCCUCGCCUCCAACGGCAACUGAACAAGGACCCCGAAACUGCAGGACGGUCAAGGCGGCGCUCGUUUCUGUCCGAGAGGAAGACGUAUACACGCACGCGCGUCUCAAUGGCCGAAUGAACUCAUCAGGAGUCUUGGCUGUUUUAAAUGGCAAUACUGCUGACCAUCUCUGCCGGCUCCAAAUCUCUGGACUGACCCUUGGCAGUCUCAUGGUCAAACUGGCCAGGCCAAUCUGCUGCUGGACUGAAAGUGCAGGUAGUGUGUGGGGAGGUCACACCUGAAAGGCACCUGGGAAAUGAGAAAGUUAAAACCCAAGGAAGGCAUUGGGUUGGAUGUACCAGUGUUGAAAGGGAUACUGGUUUAGCUUUUCCUUGGUAAGCUCCAGUAAGUCAUAUAUGUAAAAUGAUAGAGGUAAACGGAUAAUUGGUUCCAGAGAACAGUCCCAGUUGUCCUUAACACUACCUGCAAGUUUGUAUUCUUCCUUUCUUCCCAUUCACUCACCCGCAGUACUGUUUCUGUACAUUUCAGCAACAC